Globicephala melas (long-finned pilot whale) is the source of this 2249-nucleotide messenger RNA. It is a transcript of the gene STARD4, whose product is annotated as StAR related lipid transfer domain containing 4. Gene Ontology annotation, biological process: intracellular cholesterol transport; cholesterol import; cholesterol transport involved in cholesterol storage. The record is from RefSeq and is a predicted model, not a curated record. Lineage: Eukaryota; Metazoa; Chordata; Mammalia; Artiodactyla; Delphinidae. Gene Ontology annotation, cellular component: cytosol; endoplasmic reticulum. Gene Ontology annotation, molecular function: cholesterol binding; cholesterol transfer activity.
CUUCCCCGGAAGGCUUGAUGCCUUCCAAUUGGCUGCAACUGGCAGUGGCUUGGCGACCAUUGGCUGCUGCCGCCGGUGGCCUCGGCGGGCGGGGAAGCCGAGAGAGCUGUAGAGCUAGUAUUGCAGAAAGAGUGAGUUUCCUGUCUACCUCGCACGCCUGAUAUCGGUCGCACUCCUUGCUUCACCUCAAGUAGCCUUGAGUAGAAGCACGGAGGUGAGGCCGCCUAGAGGCGGAGCGACAGGGUGGUCUUCCCGGAGCUGCUCCGGGCAGUGGGAGAGGGAAGCCGCCGUGGAGGUCCAGGAUGGCGGAACCGGCGUCCGGACGUGUGUGGACCUCACAGGGAAAACAAAUGGAAGACCUGCCUGAUGCAGCUGUUUUGGCGACUAGACUUAAAAACACUCUCAUCCAAUACCACAGCCUUGAAGAUGACAAGUGGCGAGUUGCUAAGAAAAUGAAAGAUGUAACAAUUUGGAGGAAACCUUCAGAAGAAUUUAAUGGAUAUCUCUUCAAAGCCCAAGGUGUUAUAGAUGAUGUCGUCAAUAGUGUAAUAGACCAUAUACGCCCAGGUCCCUGUCGCUUGGAUUGGGACAGCUUAAUGACCUCAUUGGAUAUUUUGGAGUACUUUGAAGAGAAUUGCUGUGUGAUGCGUUAUACUACUGCUGGUCAGCUUUGGAAUAUAAUUUCCCCAAGAGAGUUUGUUGACUUCUCCUAUACUGUGGACUAUAAAGAAGGCCUUUUAUCCUGUGGGAUAAGUCUUGACUGGAGUGAAAAGAGAUCAGAAUUUGUUCGUGGAUAUAACCAUCCCUGUGGUUGGUUUUGUGUUCCUCUUAAAGACAGUCCAAACCGGAGUCUUUUGACAGGCUAUAUUCAGACGGAUCUGCGUGGAAUGAUUCCCCAGUCUGCAGUAGAUACAGCCAUGGCAAGCACUUUAAUCAACUUCUAUGGUGAUUUACAAAAAGCCUUACAAAAGGCAUAAUAUGUUUAAACUUAUAGCAUUAUAUUCCCUGAAUCAACUCUCUCUCUUAGCUGCAUGGCCUGUAAAAAUCAUCCUUUCCUGUCUUCUGCAUAGCCUGUAGAAAAUUUUGAGAUGUUUUUGGUUUAUUUUAUUCCUAAAGUAAAUAGCUAUCUAGUGUGGGCAUUUCAGUUUUCCUAAACAGUUAUUUGCACAUUGUUUGGUAUGGUGAUAUGUCUAGGAAUGGAGAGUAUGACAGAAAUCCACCAAGAAGUAGAUAUAGUUCUUUGACACAAACUCUUAAGAAAUUGGAUAGUGCCUCAGUAUGAAUAUUUUGGCUUCUUAGAAAUUAGAGAAAGCCAAGCUUCAUGCUGGUAGGUUAAAAUCACCUAUUUUAGAGCUUUAUGAACAUUCUGUAAAAGUUUUAAUUUUGGGAGGAGUUAAAUAUUAAUGCUUUACUUCUCAUAUGCUCUAUGAGUUUAACAAUAUCUUGGACUAAAGAAAAAGAGCUCUUCUCUAUACUUUAUAAAGAUGAACUUCAUUGUCAGUUGACUUGUACUACUUUACCUAUUGAAAAUAUCAGAAAUAAGAAAAGAAUAGGUAUCAUAGUAAAAUGCAAUUCAGUUUUGAUACCUGGAUAGUAUUAUUUUAUAGAUAUCUUUAAAAAUGUAUUCAUAUCUUUAUGGGCUUUUAUUUUAGGAGUCUUAAAAGCAUUUAUGAAUGAAUAAGGCAGUGUGAAAAACUGCCAGAUAUGUGCUGGGACACCACAUUGAUUGGACAGUAUUCUGGGUUAUGUGAAAUGGGUGGUGGUAUCCAAUACUGACCAAUAGAGAACCAUCUCUCUAGAAAGUCAAAUUCAGUGAAUGUUUUAUACAUGUUUGAGUUUUAAAUGUGUCACUCAACUCAUAAAGUAUAACUACGUCAUAAGCAUUCACAAUUGUGAUGUAACUUCAGUCUGGAACUAGAACAAAUGCAUUCAUAGAUUUAUCUAAAUGCCUGGAUGAGUCAUUUUAUAACUAGAAUGGACUAUAAUAUGUCUCUCGAUUCUGUGGCUGCAUUAAAUGAACAUUCCUAAAUGAUUUUAACAUUCCACAUGGUCUUUGACUUUUGAACUAUCCACCUAGUUUACAUCUAAGAUGAGAACUUGAGGGAACUCAGUGUCCGUGCAAAUUUUUGUCUAUAUUUAUAUUUGUGUACAUGCACACAUCUUGAAAUCUGUUCCAGUGUUCAAUGUGAGUUAUUUAUGUGAUAUUAUUACUGUUCCCACUGUUUCAUUUUCUCUUCUUUUUUUUUUUU